This is a messenger RNA of Rhinolophus ferrumequinum (greater horseshoe bat), 1803 nucleotides long. It is a transcript of the gene ARHGAP8, whose product is annotated as Rho GTPase activating protein 8. The transcript has 13 exons. Gene Ontology annotation, biological process: small GTPase-mediated signal transduction; negative regulation of endocytic recycling. NCBI's taxonomy places the organism in Eukaryota, Metazoa, Chordata, Mammalia, Chiroptera, Rhinolophidae. Gene Ontology annotation, molecular function: GTPase activator activity. Gene Ontology annotation, cellular component: cytoplasm. The record is from RefSeq and is a predicted model, not a curated record.
UCCCCGCGGAGACCUCGGCGGACCCCGGGGCGCCCAGGGCUCCAGGGAAACCCGUAGCGCCGGCCCCGCGCGGACUGGCCGAGGGGCGGGGCCAGCGCGGAGCUACGUCCGGGGCGGGGCCAGGUGAGUCGCCAGCAGAGCUGAGCCCAGGUGAGACGCCAGUGGGAUUUGCAUCCAGGGCGUUGAAAGGACCCCAUGUCCAGAUCCCCAAGAGGUGGCGUGGAGGCAGUGUGCCUGGACCACCCUGCCCACCAGCAGAGCAUGUCCCAGCUGGACCUGGAGGAGCUGGCCGAAAUAGAACUACAGAGAGAUGAGGAAGAGGCCGCCACACUGGGUGCAGUGAGGAGACCCUCAGUGGCGCCCCCGGCUGGCCAGGACCCUGCGUUGAGCAUGAAUCACCCCUUCUACGAUGUGGCCAGACAUGGCAUCUUACAGGUGGCAGGGGAGGACCGCUUUGGAAGACGCAUCGUCACGUUCAGCUGUUGCCGGAUGCCCCCCUCCCACGAGCUCAACCACAGGCGUCUGCUGGAGUAUCUGAAGUACACGCUGGACCAGUACGUGGAGAGUGAUUACACCAUCGUCUACUUCCACUACGGGCUGAACAGCCGGAACAAACCGUCCCUGCGGUGGCUCCAGACCACCUACAAGGAGUUUGACAGGAAGUACAAGAAGAACUUGAAGGCCCUUUACGUCGUGCACCCCACCAACUUCAUCAAAGUCCUGUGGAACGUCUUCAAACCCCUCAUCAGUCACAAGUUUGGGGAAAAAGUCACCUAUUUCAACCAUCUGAGGGAGCUCCGUGAACACCUCCAAUGCGACCAGCUGGCCAUCCCCCCGGAAGUUCUGCAGUACGACGAGAAGCUGCGGAACCUGCACAAGGGUAGGCCACUCCCUCCUGCCAAGACGCCGCCGCCGCGACCCCCUCUGCCCACCCAGCAGUUUGGCGUCAGUCUGCAAUACCUCAAAGACAAAAUCAAGGUGAACUCAUCCCCCCUGUCCUGAAAGUUCACAGUGACAUACCUGAAAGAGAAAGGACUCCACACAGAGGGCCUGUUUCCGGAGAUCGGGCCAAUGUCCCAGACUGUCCACGAGACCAGCGGCCUUACAUCAAGAGCCUGGGUUGAAGCAGGAAUCCCCAGCUCAGGGUCCCGAACUCAGAGGCAGGAUGCUCUGUGUCCAGGCAAGCCCGUGAACUUUGACGACUAUGGGGACGUCCACAUCCCUGCCGUGAUCCUGAAGACCUUUCUGCGAGAGCUGCCCCAGCCGCUGUUGACCUUCAAGGCCUAUGAGCAGAUCCUUGGGGAUCACAAGAAGGACCCUCAUGCCAUUGCAGGUGUGGAGAGCAGCCUGCGGGUGACCUACUGCCGCCAGAUCUUGCAGAGCCUUCCGGAACACAACUACGCCGUCCUCAACUACCUCAUGGGCUUCCUGCACGAGGUGUCUCGGGAGAGCAUUUUUAACAAAAUGAACAGCUCCAAUCUGGCCUGUGUCUUUGGGCUGAAUUUAAUCUGGCCGUCCCGGGGGGCGUCCUCCCUGAGUGCUCUCGUGCCCCUGAACCUGUUCACCGAGCUGCUGAUCGAGUACCAUGGAAAGGUCUUUAGUGCCCCGGACGCCCGUGGGGAGCUGGGCGCCAGCUCGGUUGGGGGAAGAGAACAAGGCAGCCCCUCCUCCGGAGGCGUCUCCACGCCCGCAGCACCUCCGUCCACGGCACCUCCGUCCGCUGGCACUGGCCUGGAGACUCCACUAGUGCUGGCAAUAUCACGUUGAGGUCUAUCCAUCUGUGCUCGCAUUGUGUGUUUUGUA